Messenger RNA from Oncorhynchus gorbuscha (pink salmon), 3047 nucleotides. RefSeq names its product glucose-6-phosphate exchanger SLC37A1-like. The record is from RefSeq and is a predicted model, not a curated record. Gene Ontology annotation, molecular function: glucose 6-phosphate:phosphate antiporter activity. Gene Ontology annotation, biological process: phosphate ion transmembrane transport; glucose-6-phosphate transport. The transcript has 20 exons. Bases 318 to 1889 code for a protein of 523 amino acids. NCBI's taxonomy places the organism in Eukaryota, Metazoa, Chordata, Actinopteri, Salmoniformes, Salmonidae. Gene Ontology annotation, cellular component: endoplasmic reticulum membrane.
AUUUGUAGACCAAAGUGGAGGUUGGGCGACCAGUGUGACUGUGAAUGACAGUUCCACGAAGCCCUGUGAAAGAACAAGGAAGUGAUAGCUAUACCGCCCGAGUUGGACGAGAAACAAGACGGUUCUUUUGAAAUUUUCCUCGAUUUCAGCCACGGAGAAUACAGCUUCUGAGGGGAUGUUCCUGCAGCCUCUUGGCCAUGUUUCCUGGGCCUUGCAUUACGCUCACAGAAUGGAGCUGUAGGUCUGCGUGUUGGUCAUCAUCAUCAUCGCUGUGAGACCUGCCCGUCUGACUGCCCAGUGCCUGUUAUCGACAAAUCAUGGCCCCCGUGCCACCUGGCAUCCGUUUCCUGGCAUCCUUCAACAGAGAUCAGUGGUACAGAGCCUUCACCUUUGGUCUCACCUUCCUGCUGUACACCAGCUUCCACCUGUCCAGAAAACCCAUCAGCAUUGUCAAGAGUGAGCUGCAUAAGAACUGCUCAGUUCUCCAUGAGCUCUCCACGGCUGGUAGUAGGCAGCUGCCCAGCCUCCACACAGAGACGGACUGCAGCUGGAAACCUUUUGAUAAAAGCAACUAUAAGCAGCUUCUGGGAGCCAUGGACUACUCCUUCCUCUGUGCCUACGCUGUGGGAAUGUACCUCAGUGGCAUCAUCGGCGAGCGCCUGCCUAUUCGUCUGUACCUGACGUUCGGCAUGCUGAUGAGUGGCCUCUUCACCUGUCUGUUUGGUCUGGGCCGCAUCUACAACAUCCACAGCCUCAGCUUCUAUAUAUUUGUCCAGGUGGCCAAUGGCUUGGUUCAGACCACUGGCUGGCCCAGUGUGGUCACGUGCAUCGGGAACUGGUUUGGGAAGGGAAGGAGGGGUCUGAUCAUGGGCAUAUGGAACUCCCAUACCUCAGUGGGCAACAUCCUGGGCUCUUUGAUUGCAGGUUACUGGGUCUCCUCCAACUGGGGCCUGUCCUUCAUCGUCCCCGGCCUUGUGAUCGCUGCUAUGGGUGUCGUCUGCUUCCUGUUCCUCAUUGAACAUCCAAAUGAUUUGAAAAGCAUCCAUGAUGUACAGAACCCUGCUUCCAGCAACACUAAGCUGACCAAUAGCUGGAAAGGGGUGAAUGGACAUAACCAGCUCUAUCAUUCGUACAAACAAGGAGGCAAAUCUCAGAACUGGGACACAGAGCUGCUGCUCCCUGUACAGCAGGUGGUAGUGGUGAAGAGCGAAUCGGAGCCCUCGGCCAUCAGCUUCAUGGGAGCAUUACGCAUACCGGGAGUGAUCGAGUUCUCUCUGUGUUUGCUGUUUGCCAAGCUGGUCAGCUACACUUUCCUCUUCUGGUUGCCGCUCUACAUCACGAAAGCAGCUCACCUAGAUGCCAAAAAGGCCGGAGAGCUCUCCACUCUGUUUGACGUGGGAGGAAUUGUGGGGGGAAUCCUGGCUGGGGUCAUAUCUGAUAAGCUGGGAAAGAGGGCCACUACCUGUGCAGUGAUGCUGCUGCUGGCUGCUCCUACUCUUUAUGGCUUUUCUAUGAUCAGUGAGUUUGGACUUGGACCCACCAUCGGUAUGCUGCUGGUGUGUGGAGGGCUAGUGAAUGGACCAUAUGCCCUUAUUACAACAGCAGUGUCUGCUGAUCUGGGAACACACAAGAGCCUGAAGGGUAACUCCAGAGCCCUUUCUACUGUCACAGCCAUCAUCGACGGCACAGGAUCAGUAGGUGCAGCGAUAGGUCCCCUCCUGGCAGGAGUGUUGUCGUCACGGGGAUGGAACCAGGUCUUCUACAUGCUGAUGGUAGCUGACUUCCUAGCACUGGUGCUGUUGCUGCGGCUGGUGACAAAGGAGCUGACCUCUGCCAACGUGGUUAAACCUCGUUCUGGCAGCACCACAGUAGAGAUGAAAGAGCACUGAGCACUUUGCACUAACUCCAGACAGCGGAGUGAACAGACUGUCCCUCAGCACAGACACGCACGCUGCAUCUUAUGCCACUAACCUGUACCUUCGUCCAGUAACUGAACUGAGCUAGUGUGAAGCAGCACCUCCUUAGAACCGAAUGAAAGCCGAUUGAAGAUUCGGUAACAAGAUAAUAAGCAACCAACCAAGCCAUCCAAAGUUCCUCUGAGCACGUACCACUAUAACUUUUGUUUUACUUGUUCUACAGCACACUGGGCCUUAAAUAUAUAUAUAUAUUUUGCUGUCAGGUCUGCCUUAUGGAACCAAAGAUUGUGUGGAAAUGCAUUAUAAUUUAUAUGAAAUGUAUUAUUAUAAUUUUUUAAAAGUUGCCAUUAUAUUAUUGUGUUCUGUGGUGUAUUUUCUCUGUAAAUGAAGUAUAUGCAGGUACUGCUAUUUUGUAUUUGUAUAUUAUCAACAAAUUAAGUUUAUUAUUUUUGGUGACUUCAAUCCUAUGAAUGUAACAUUUUGUGUUAAGAGUUGGUAUGUAGAAUUUCAUACUCAAACUGAUGAGGAGGAUCAAUAAUUUCUGAAUAAGCUUUUCUUUAGGCAGUGCAAUGUUGAAAACGUUAGUGAUGAUGUUUUAUGUAGAUGUAGAAAAUAUCAAAUACCAUCAUCCCAAACCUUAAAUGAUCAUAUAAAAGUGAGUUAAUUUAUUCUGCCUCUACAAUGUGAACAUUUUGAAUGUGUUCCUUUUGACUAAUGCCUGCUAUCUCAAGUCCCUUUAUAGUGUAAAUAGCCCAAAAUGCCAAAUGAGUGAAGAAAUGUAGGUGAUAAUCAUCUUUAUAAAAAAUAUAUAUAUAUUCUUAACUUUCAUGAUGGCACAUGCAGAGGCUGUGGUCAAUUCCAAUUCACUUGCUGUGUUAAACAGAAAUGGAGUGGAAUAGACCCCAUCCAACAACAUGUCCAUUUUAUUUAUGUGGAGAUGGAGGAAGAUAAAACGUUCAUCUAAGUUCUUCAGUGGUAGUACUUGAAAUACUGUGUGCCUUUUGUUGUUUGUCAGGCAGUUGCUUCGUUCAGUGACGUAUGUGUGAGCCUUACUUGAUUACUAUAGCUACAUGGUCUUGGUGACAAUUGUAGAUUUGUAAUGACCUCUUGGUAAAUAAAUUUUAAAAAGAU